Molecule: messenger RNA, 390 nt
Organism: Arachis duranensis
Lineage: Eukaryota; Viridiplantae; Streptophyta; Magnoliopsida; Fabales; Fabaceae
Exons: 1
Coding region: 1-390 (129 amino acids)
Molecular function (GO): nucleic acid binding
Source: RefSeq, a predicted model, not a curated record
AUGGUUACUUUGACUCCAUAUUAUGCGCAGGCCAAUGGACAAGUCGAGGCAGCAAAUAAAAUAUUGAUCAUUUUGAUCAAGAAACAAAUUGGUAGUAGACCUCGAACUUGGCAUAAAACUUUGAGUCAAGUAUUGUGGGCCUAUCAAAAUUCACCAAGAGGGUCAACAAGUACUUCUCCUUAUAAAUUGGUGUAUGGACAUGAUGUAGUUUUACCAUUAGAGAUUAAUCUCAAUAUGUUGAGAAUUUUGAGGCAAGAUGACUUGCCAGUUGAUGAUUAUUGGAAUGCAAUGUAUGAUAAGUUGAAUGAUUUAGACUCAGAACACAUUUUGGCACUCGAAAAUAUGAUUCAACAAAAAAAAGUGUUGCUCGAAAUUAUAAUCGUCGAAUAA